Phragmites australis (common reed) is the source of this 2336-nucleotide messenger RNA. RefSeq lists its product as uncharacterized. The transcript is spliced from 6 exons. The record is from RefSeq and is a predicted model, not a curated record. Gene Ontology annotation, molecular function: RNA binding. Lineage: Eukaryota; Viridiplantae; Streptophyta; Magnoliopsida; Poales; Poaceae. The coding region runs from base 334 to 1335 and encodes 333 amino acids.
CUUUCCCUUUGCCUGCAGCCAACUUUUGCUUCUUCUCUCUCUCUCCCUCCUUCCUUCCUACACCCUGAUCUCUCUCUGCGAGCUAGAGGUCAGGCAGGCUGGUUAGGGUUGGUGCUUAGAGCCUUUCCUCCCUUGCAUAUCAAGCCUUGAUCACACCUCACCUUUUUGACCUCCCAAACACAAAGUUAGUUCUCGGUUGGUGGAUAGUCCGACAGAAGGGGGGAGAAAGAAAGAGGUGCUCUAUCUAGAGGAGGAAGAAGGAGAGGCGGUAGUUGUCUGAAUAAUAAUACAGCUAGGAUCGAUCCACAUAUACAUAGCGAGGUUACAGUACAGAUGUCUCAGGCGAUGUCGGCCGGUGGCGGCGGCGGCGCAGGCCAAUUCGGCGACACGACUUUCACGAAGUUGUUCGUGGGGGGCCUUGCCUGGGAGACGCACAAGGAGGGCAUGCGGGCCUACUUCGAGCAGUUCGGCGACAUCCUUGAGGCCGUCGUCAUCACCGACAAGAACACCGGCAGAUCCAAGGGAUACGGUUUUGUUACGUUCUGUGAGCCGGAGGCGGCGCUGAGAGCUUGCAUCGAUCCGUACCCAGUCAUCGAUGGGAGGAGGGCCAACUGCAAUCUUGCGUAUCUCGGGGUCAGCAAGUCCAAGACAGCACCAGUACCGCCGUAUCUGCAACCAUAUGCUGUUCCUCCUUUGGUGUGCAUGAAUGGAUGCACAGCAGCUCAUGUCUACGGGGGAGGCAACAUGAGGGCAAUGAAGUCCAUUCAGACAGCUGCUGCUGGUACUGGUGGUGCCAGCUUGAUGAACUUCGUCCCGGCCGAUCAUGGCAUCCAGCAAGGGAUUCCUACUUACAACGUUUAUGCCGGGUACUCUCCCUACUUCUCGGACUACGGCUACCCGCUGAACUACUAUCAAGCCUACGGUGGGCUGCAGGGAGCCCAACAGUAUGCAGCAUUUGGUGGAGGCGCGACGGCGGCAGGACUAACAAUGGCGGCGAACUCCACCGCGGGGCUCUACCCCUACUUCCAGUACGGCCCCGCGAGUCCGGUCGCCGCUGGGUACAGCAUGGCGCAGUACCCCCAGUUGUACCAGUACGCCGCGGCUGCGGUGGGCGCCACCACCACGGCGGCGGCGGCCACCGUGACCGCGGUGGCCGGCGGCCUCCAGCAGUACGGUGGCGCGGUGGCGCUUACUUCUAAUUCUAUGGGACAAGCAGGCAUGACAAUGUCUCUCACAACUCCAACUCUGCCGGCACCGACAGUGCAAUACCAGUACAGCAGGGUGAUUCCUUCUCAGCUCGCUGCAGCACCAGAUCAGAAGCCCAGCUUGGCCUAGACAACCAUGGCUGCCUCUCCAUGCACCUAUCUCUUCAUCCUUCACUAGAUGUGUCAUUACUCGCAUGCAUAUCAUACAUCCGUGCUCUUAACAAGUCUUGCUUCAAAUGAAACAGCAUACCCAUCAUGCACGCACAAUAUAAUGUCUGCACUGAUCGAGACUCAAUAACUUGGUGCCAAUGUUCACUAGCUCUGGGUUGAGUGGUGCAUUUGCCUGACUAACCAAGGGCCGUGGCAGGUCCAAUUUUGCAUGUGAUUGAUCGGUUACUCGUCGAUCGUCUCAUUUUAUGGUAAAGAAGAUUAUUGUGUUACAAAAUCUCCUUCUGGUCUUUAGGUUCUCCUUCCCAAUAUGCCUCGUCAGUCUAGUAAGUAGUAUUGAUUAGCAUGCAUGUGUUGGUCAUGUAGUUCUCAUUAGUCAUUACAUUACUUUGUAGGUAGAUCGGGUUUAUUUGUUAGUAGUUAUGCCUUUGAACUCUUAAGGAAGGGUGCAAUGGCAGGCAAAUAUAAUUAAGCCGCAGAGUUGCUGCUGUUUUUUCAUGUGCAGCUUCAGCUAACCUCUGCCAUGUCAAGAUGUCAAGAGUUUGAUUACUUAGGUGUCAGUUUGUGGUAGUCCGUAUAUACACCUUCAUGCAUGCAUGUACGAACCAGUAGUUCAAUUUCUUUAUCUAUUUUGAUCCUUAGUUUUGGAUCCCCUUCGUCUUCUCCAUGUUAUGCAUGCAUCGUCACAUUGAUCCUCUCUUCACCAAGAAAGCCAGCCAUGGUUAGGCCCAGCUCAGAUGAACAAUUACUGGAAGCCAUUAUGACAUGUAUUAUCAUCAAAAUUCGCCGGCCGGUGAUAUUGAUCUAUAAAAAAAUGCCGGUGAUAUAUGUAAUAUCUGCAAUGAAAUAUGAUUAGCUUCAGUUUGAGAAGCUAAUGUACCGCGCAUAUAUUCAUCACACAUUUACAUGAACUCUAGCCUGCUACAUAUAUAAGUGACAAUAUUAAUUUCAAACUUUUAUGUA